Centruroides sculpturatus (bark scorpion) is the source of this 855-nucleotide messenger RNA. RefSeq lists its product as uncharacterized. The transcript is spliced from 3 exons. Gene Ontology annotation, molecular function: RNA-DNA hybrid ribonuclease activity; nucleic acid binding. The record is from RefSeq and is a predicted model, not a curated record. Bases 1 to 444 code for a protein of 147 amino acids. NCBI's taxonomy places the organism in Eukaryota, Metazoa, Arthropoda, Arachnida, Scorpiones, Buthidae.
AUGACUCCUAAAUAUUAUAAGGGUCAAAAAGCUAGAAGGAGCAACAUCAUGGCCCACUUCUCUCUCCACCUUGAGGCCACGAUUUUCACUGCAGAAGGAUACGCAAUCCUUCAGGCAAUCCAUCAUGUUACCCACAAAAAGGAAGAUGCCAUCAUUUGUUCGGACUCGAAAUCGGUUAUCAAGGCUCUCCACGCUCAACAUGAGAAGUCUACCUUAAUCCAAACCAUUAACACCAUCCUCAAUCAAAGGCAUAUCCUCAGCCUUCAGACCAAGCUUAUCUGGACCCCGGCUCACAAAGGCAUCCCCAUCAACGAACAAGCGGACAAACUCGCCAAAACCAACCCCCCCAACUCUAACAUUACCCACUAUAUUACUGCCGAAGACCUCAACUCUCUCAUCAAGUCUGACAACGAGAAAUAUAUGAACAACAAAUGGAACACCUAAAUCUCUCUACCCAACCCAAAAAAUCUCUCUACCCUUGGCUCUCUAACACAUCAGAUAUCUCUAUUCCUGACAUCACGGACCGCCGUAUCAACGUCCUCAUUAAUCGCGCUAGAACAAACUCGUUGCUUACUAACCACUUUCUUUAUGCCCGCAACAUCUGCACCACUAACCAGUGCAAAUACUGCCCAAAUAAAACUGAUACAACCAUACACCACCUCAACGAGUGCUCAAAAUUUGACAUCAGGGGUAGAAUCCUCUCCAACAACAGUCUAACAAAAAAUCAUCUUCUCAACAUCAGCGACUGCCUCCAAUUAUACCCGAAAGACGUUUGCCUCCAAUCCUUAUCGACCUUUUUUAAUGAAUACAAAAAUACCUACAACUACUAAAUCAUUUUGACUUUCCUCAUCACUC